Molecule: messenger RNA, 1081 nt
Organism: Fundulus heteroclitus (mummichog)
Lineage: Eukaryota; Metazoa; Chordata; Actinopteri; Cyprinodontiformes; Fundulidae
Gene: nudt3b
Product: nudix (nucleoside diphosphate linked moiety X)-type motif 3b
Exons: 5
Coding region: 220-756 (178 amino acids)
Biological process (GO): diadenosine hexaphosphate catabolic process; diphosphoinositol polyphosphate metabolic process; adenosine 5'-(hexahydrogen pentaphosphate) catabolic process
Cellular component (GO): cytoplasm; nucleus
Molecular function (GO): bis(5'-adenosyl)-pentaphosphatase activity; diphosphoinositol-polyphosphate diphosphatase activity; endopolyphosphatase activity
Source: RefSeq, a predicted model, not a curated record
UUAAACGUUACAUUACGUUGUGGGCGUAAAUGGUCCUUGUAAUGGCGACCGUGCCGUUGAUGUGCCUAUGUUUGUGAAAAUGAAGCGGAGAAGAAGUUAUUUCUUUUAAGCGAAACACCGAGGUUCCCGGCGGAGGAACGACUUUGCGUCUACAACCGUCAUCUCCACACGCGGUUAAACGAAGCUGUACUUUUGGACUUUUUUUUUGGCGCUCCCGAAAUGAUGAAGCUCAAGUCCAACCAGACCCGGACGUACGACGGGGAGGGCUACAAGAAGCGGGCCGCCUGUCUGUGCUUCAGGAGCGAGUCGGAGGAGGAGGUGCUGUUGGUGAGCAGCAGUCGGCAUCCUGAUAAGUGGAUCGUUCCUGGAGGGGGAAUGGAGCCCGAGGAAGAGCCCAACGUUGCCGCAGCUCGAGAAGUGUGUGAAGAGGCCGGUGUGAAGGGGACCUUAGGUCGCUUAGUUGGAAUAUUUGAGAACAAGGAGAGGAAACACAGAACCUACGUGUACGUCCUAAUUGUCACAGAAGUCCUGGAGGACUGGGAGGACUCGGUCAACAUUGGGAGAAAAAGGGAAUGGUUUAAAAUAGACGAUGCCAUACAAGUGUUGCGGUGUCACAAGCCCGUUCAGGCCACCUACUUCGAGGCUCUCCAGGAGAGUUUCCUGACCAGUAAUGGAACACCGCUCGUCACCACGAUAGGCGGGGACCUCUCACCGACCUACAGCAUCAAUCAGAGCUCCGUCUCGGGUAUCAGAUAACUAAAACCACAACUCUGAUUCCCACCCCCCACCCCGGAGCUUUUUGCCACCACUCGCGCUCUUACUUGUGUCACUUCUCUCUUUCUCCUCACCUCUGUUCUUUCCUCUCUGCUGUUUUUUUUUGUUUUUGUUUUUAUUUUGAUUUUAUUUCGUUCCAGUAACAUGGUUUGCCUUGCCAACUCCUUUGUGCCAGAAUUGUGGCGCAGACUUGAUGACAAGUGUCGGGUGAAUAGUCUGAAACACUUUGUAAAUGUAAAUGUAAUUUUUGAUCCCUGUUUUCUCUUCUUUUUACAGAAAAAUGCAUGAAGUAUCCCCCCCCCCCCCC